AUGGGUAGAGUCAUCAGAUCUCAGAGGAAGGGUGCCGGUAGCAUUUUCACCGCGCACACCAGAUUGCGAAAAAACCCAGCUCAAUUCAGAACCCUCGAUUAUGCUGAGCGUCAUGGAUACAUCCGGGGUAUCGUUAAGGAUAUAAUCCACGACUCCGGCCGUGGUGCUCCUCUGGCCACUGUCGAAUUCAGGGACCCAUACAGAUUCAAGACCCACAAGGAGACUUUCAUCGCCAAUGAAGGCAUGUACUCCGGCCAAUUCGUCUACGCCGGAAAGAAGGCCUCCCUCAACAUCGGCAACAUCCUCCCACUCUCCUCCUGCCCCGAAGGUACCAUCGUCACCAACGUUGAAGAACGCGCCGGUGAUCGUGGUACUCUCGGCCGUGCCUCCGGUACCUAUGUCACCAUCAUCGGCCACAACCCCGAUGAGGGAAAGACCCGUGUCAAGCUCCCAUCUGGUGCCAAGAAGGUCGUUCCAUCCACUUCCCGUGGUAUGAUCGGUCUCGUUGCCGGUGGUGGUCGUACCGACAAGCCAAUGUUGAAGGCUAGCAGAGCUAUGUGGAAGGCUAGGACCAAGAGGAACAACUGGCCCAGAACUCGUGGUGUUGCCAUGAACCCCGUCGACCAUCCUCACGGUGGUGGUAACCAUCAGCAUAUCGGUAAGGCCUCGACCAUCUCGAGGUUUGCAGCUCGUGGACAAAAGGCCGGUCUUAUUGCCGCCAGAAGAACAGGUCUGUUACGUGGUACCCAGAAGGUCAAGGACUCGUAA
Molecule: messenger RNA, 768 nt
Organism: Orbilia oligospora ATCC 24927
Lineage: Eukaryota; Fungi; Ascomycota; Orbiliomycetes; Orbiliales; Orbiliaceae
Exons: 5
Coding region: 1-768 (255 amino acids)
Biological process (GO): cytoplasmic translation
Cellular component (GO): ribosome; cytosolic large ribosomal subunit
Molecular function (GO): structural constituent of ribosome; RNA binding
Source: RefSeq, a predicted model, not a curated record